Messenger RNA from Kwoniella botswanensis, 924 nucleotides. RefSeq lists its product as uncharacterized. The coding region runs from base 1 to 924 and encodes 307 amino acids. NCBI's taxonomy places the organism in Eukaryota, Fungi, Basidiomycota, Tremellomycetes, Tremellales, Cryptococcaceae. The record is from RefSeq and is a predicted model, not a curated record. The transcript is spliced from 4 exons. Gene Ontology annotation, molecular function: metal ion binding; superoxide dismutase activity. Gene Ontology annotation, biological process: superoxide metabolic process.
AUGUCUCGUCCCUCCACUUCUUUCCUCCGAUCGGCUCUCGCCCAAACACCCUUGUCCCUUCCCCGUACAGCCCUGAAUUUCCAAGCUCGAACACUGCUCAACGCAGCUUCUAGAUCAGGUAUAAAUACUUCUUCCAUCGAUUAUAGGAUUUUAGAGGGUAUCAACGAUUUUUUGCCAAAGGAGAAUUUCGAUAGGUUGCAGGAAUGGCAAGUGGGUUUGUGGAAUAGACUACAAGGGGAAGUCAACAAUAACCCAGCACUUAUUGAGACCAAGCAGAAAUGGGAUAAAUACGGCUUAGACAUGACGGACCUCAUAUCGUCAACAGCUAGGGAUAAGAACUUGACUUUGGCUUAUAACUAUGCUGCUUUGUUGCUGAAUAACAGCUUCUUCUUGGAAGGAUUGUCCGCCGAAGGAAACCAGCAAGUACCAUCGGAGUUUAAAGAUCUGAAAGAGAAAUUGGAAGGUUACGCGGAAGGUAUCGUAGGUGGUGGAUGGUUAUGGAUCGUGCGAUCUGGCGAUGCCUCCAAUAACCUCGAUGUAAUCCCCACAUUCGCAUCCGGUACACUACUAGUCACUCAACGAUCUCAGCGAGGUCGGGAAUCAAGUUUACCUCUAUUUGCUGAACCACCCACAUCAGGAUCUACCGAACCCUCAACGUCCUCUUCUUCCGAAACUGCUCCUCCUGCACCAUCUGCCGAAUCGGAAGAAACUCAAGUGCCAUUGAACAAGCGAUCCACCCGAUCUUUCACUUCUAGCUCCAACAGGAUCCAGUACCCUACCCCAUUAGCCGUGUUGAAUUUGUACGAGCAUGCCUACCUUUCGAACAAGUACGGUGUAUGGUCCAAGAAGGAUUACGUCAAUGAUUGGUGGAAGAAUUUAGAUUGGAGGAAAGUACAGAAGAGGAAUGCGGAAGUUGCUGCGUAG